AAUCGUUUAUCGAACGCGAGCGCGAUUCGGGCAUUCGUAAACAAUCGUUCGGUCGAGGUGGAUGCUUUCUUUCGGUCCUUGUCGCGUUCCGCCGGAAGUCUAUUUGCAUUUUUGCUAUUCACUGCACAUUCCAGGACGUUUCUUUCGUGACUUCGUGACCCGGAAACGGUCCAUGAUUUAACAACAGUUCUGGCUAUUAUUAGUUUAGUGCUGAAGUGAGUGGCGUCUUCUGGUAAACUGCAUAAUCAGCGAGGUUAUUACCUAUUGGAGUGCAAAAAUGCCCGCCUGGAAUCAAAUUCAAACGCAGCUUCGGCACCCUAACAAUCCGGUUGUGUUCAUGGAUAUUACAGUCGGAACAUCGGAAAUUGGUCGAAUGGUGUUCGAGCUGUUCGCAGAUGUUGUACCGAAGACUUGUGAAAACUUUCGUCAGUUUUGCACCGGCGAGUACAAAAAGGAUGGUGUCCCGAUUGGCUACAAGGGUGCCACCUUCCAUCGGGUCAUAAAGGAUUUUAUGAUUCAAGGGGGGGAUUUUGUUAACGGAGAUGGAACCGGUGUAACGAGCAUUUAUGGCAAUGGAACCUUCCCAGACGAGGGCUUCCUGUUGAAACACGAAGCUCCGGGACUACUUUCGAUGGCCAACAGUGGGAAGGACACUAAUGGGUGUCAGUUUUUUAUUACCUGUGCAAAGUGCAACUUUCUCGACUAUAAACAUGUGGUGUUCGGACGCGUCCUAGAUGGUUUACUAAUAAUGCGAAAGAUUGAAAAUGUCCCCACGGGACCGAAUAACAAACCAAAACUUCCGGUAGUAAUUUCGCAGUGUGGGCAGAUGUAAGUUACAAUAUUGUUGAUCGCAUGUGUGAAGAAGAAACAACCAGAUAAGACCCAUCGAACACAAGUGUAGUGUUAGAAACUUUAGCCUGUAUGACUUAUGUUAAGCUCCUGGCAAACACACAUAAAGUAGCUGUUGAAUGAACCAGCAAAACCUAUCAGCAUAGAACACGAGUUCAAAAGUGACCAUCAUGGUGGCAAUGGCACAUUAAAAAAUACCGAACCAGGUACCUACACAAUGAUUACAAGCAACCAACAUGAGACCGUAA
Molecule: messenger RNA, 1097 nt
Organism: Uranotaenia lowii
Lineage: Eukaryota; Metazoa; Arthropoda; Insecta; Diptera; Culicidae
Product: peptidyl-prolyl cis-trans isomerase H
Exons: 3
Coding region: 278-832 (184 amino acids)
Biological process (GO): protein peptidyl-prolyl isomerization; protein folding
Cellular component (GO): intracellular membrane-bounded organelle
Molecular function (GO): peptidyl-prolyl cis-trans isomerase activity
Source: RefSeq, a predicted model, not a curated record